AUGUCUCGACGUCAACCGAAGAUGCAUCGACUCCGGAAGUACAGCUCCAUUGAAUGGGUCUAUCCAUCAUGCGAUGACUCUGAUGCAGGAGACGAUAUUCAACGUUUGAUAGUCAAGGAGGGGGACGAUAUGGCAAUAUUCCCACACGAUCAAAGGGUAGUUCCAGUUGAAGAUGGAAGCCUUGCUGCCAUGGAGUAUUGGUAUGGGAAGGUCAAUGAUAUCUACGUGCAACCGAACACCAGAGAUGCGUGGGUUAACUUACAGUGGUAUUAUAGACGGAUAGACCUCGAGGAUUAUUGCAUCGACAUUGCGGAGUUCGUUGGAGACUAUGAGCUUGUCCGCAGUGACCACAAGUCUCUUGUCGAUAUGCAUUGUAUCGAAGACCAUGCUAUCAUCCAGAAAUACGACGAGGCUGACCUAAAACAACUUCAAAUUCCACCCGCUAAAUUGUAUUGUCGCUGGGAAAUAGAAGUCACAUUCAAGGCCGGCAAGCUGCAGAAAGCGCAUCUUCGCUCGCAUACAUCUCCCAUAUCUAGGACAUGCAACAUAACAAGCCUACGCUAUGCGGCUGUAGUCGAUGUGGUUUUCCGAGAGGGCUCUACUUCCCCAAUGUCGAACAGCGAUACUGCAGGACGUGUGCAUGCUGGUUCAAUCGUACCUGUCUAG
Suillus bovinus is the source of this 666-nucleotide messenger RNA. RefSeq lists its product as uncharacterized. The transcript is spliced from 7 exons. Gene Ontology annotation, molecular function: chromatin binding. Lineage: Eukaryota; Fungi; Basidiomycota; Agaricomycetes; Boletales; Suillaceae. The coding region runs from base 1 to 666 and encodes 221 amino acids. The record is from RefSeq and is a predicted model, not a curated record.